Hordeum vulgare subsp. vulgare (domesticated barley) is the source of this 1322-nucleotide messenger RNA. RefSeq lists its product as uncharacterized. Bases 122 to 1051 code for a protein of 309 amino acids. The transcript is spliced from 3 exons. NCBI's taxonomy places the organism in Eukaryota, Viridiplantae, Streptophyta, Magnoliopsida, Poales, Poaceae. The record is from RefSeq and is a predicted model, not a curated record.
ACGUAGCGAAACGGGGAUGUUGGAGAUGCUCUUACAACUAGUGGAACGCCGCUACCCUCUCCUCGGCUCCUCCUCCUAGUCUCCACUCUCCACCACUGCCAUCCUGGAGUUGCCAACUCCCAUGGCGCUCUCCGGCCGGCUUCUCCUCUUCCUCUCCCUCGUCGCCAUGACGGCGGUCACCGGCACCUCCGACAUCAUCGUGACCAGGUGCUACCCGCCGCCGACGCCCGCUGUCAACGCCAGCACCAGCACCAGCGCGUUCCGCCGCGAUCUCCUCUCGCUGCUCGACGCCCUCCCCUCGGCCGCCGCGCCGACGGGCUUCGCCUCCAUGCGGACCGGCGGCUCGUCCGCCCGCGGCCUCUGCUUCGGCGACCCCGCGCCGGGCCCGUGCCUGCGAUGCCUGUCCGACACCGCCAGGAAGAUCGCCGACCUGUGCGACGACGCGAACCGGCGCGCGGGCUUCCUGACCGACGGCUGCUUCCUGGGCUACGCCGGCACCAACGCGUCCUCCGCCGGCGCGGACGACACCGACAUCAGUGGCGUGACAUUCUCCGGCGACGCCGUCCCUUGCAUCGACGCCGUCGACGUGCAGAGGCUCGUGGCCGUGGCGCGGUCCUUGGUCCCGCUUUCCGCGAACGGCCAGGUGGCCGCCGCCGACGCGACUGCCACGGCGACCAACGGCGACACGGUGCGCGUGCUGGCGCAGUGCGCGACGGACCGCGCCCCGGCGGAGUGCGCCCGGUGCCUGCGGGAUUCGUCGCUGCUGAUGGCCAAGAGCUGGGGCCUCACGUUCGCCGACGGCGCCGUGCAAGGAAGUGUGGCCGAGGUUCUGGGCCCGAACUGCUACCUCCGCUUCCAGAUAUCGGCACCGCCGCUGCCCGUGGGAGAGAAGAUUCGGAGGAUGGUGAAGGAUCACAUCGUCCUGACUGUGUGCAUUGGCUUCAUCCUCGCCGUGGCUAUCGUCGUGCCGGUAGUUCAUGCCUGCCGCAUGGUGACGAGGAAGCUCGCCGAGAAUGCUGCUGCAGCACCAGCGGCGGAAGGGAAGCCAUGAUCUGACCAGGAGGAGGAAGAAAACCAAACAGAAGGCAUUGGCUGGAGACCUGGAGUGUAACCAACUUCCUGCAGGAGCAUUACUGUUAAGUUGAUCUGUUCUAUACUUGGAUGCUUGGUACUCCCUCGUUUAGAUUACUAAAAUAGUGAAGUACUUACUAGUUACUACUGCUUUGUUCCAUGAUCUUCCAUUAAUCUUAACACUGUAAGUGGAACCCGGUCGUUUCGUGUGGUCUUAUGAAGAACUAAUGCUGAUCUUUUUCAGAUCUUUA